Molecule: messenger RNA, 609 nt
Organism: Melampsora larici-populina 98AG31
Lineage: Eukaryota; Fungi; Basidiomycota; Pucciniomycetes; Pucciniales; Melampsoraceae
Exons: 4
Coding region: 1-609 (202 amino acids)
Source: RefSeq, a predicted model, not a curated record
AUGUAUGCAGCAGGUUUCCGUCCAGGUUUUGAGGCCGAUGUCAAGGGUGCCACAGCCGCCGAUCUAUACAAGAUGGAGGAGGACUUGAAGCGCCAGGGCAAUCUCCCAAGAAUAGAAUCUUUCUUUGCGGAAAGAUUCAGUGGCCUUUCCUUGUCUGCAUUCGAGUCAAACACAUCGAUCGCAGCCCGAACCCAUGCGCCAUCUUGGGCGAAUGAGUCCUUCUACUGGACCGAGUCACCGGGGACCUUUACGAGCGAGGAUCCACCUCACCACAAGGCGAUACGAGAGGUGCCCGAUGCAUCUGAUAGUGUAAUAGAGAUGCUGUGGAACUCUCAAGUUCACCAUCACACAACCCCAUCAAAAACCUAUAAUGCACGUGGGGUGCAGGUUGGACCGGCACAGGCUGAAAUCACACGAUUUGCAUGCUCUUGCCAGAUUUCACAGGCGUUGGUGAAUCGGAUCGAUAAGGUCAAGUCUUUGCAAAGUGAGAUGGGUGAAGAUGUUUGGGUAGUUUAUCAAUCCGCCGUUUUGACUGGUUACAAAGAACAAGCCCAUAAAAAAAUGAAAACUCUGGCUCUCAAAUUAGGAAUUUGGAAGGAUGACUUCUGA